AUGGCAAACUUUGAAGAUUUGUCCUGCCAAGAUUUAUGGUUUAAAACUGGUGUAAAGGACAGACAGAGAUACAUACCCAUCCAUGACAUUCACCUGCUAUUGUUUCAUGUGUUAACAGGAUGUGACUGCACCAGUGCCUUGUCUGGAAUAGGAAAGAAGAAAGCCUUGAAUGUGCUGCUCAAGAAUGAGUGGAUACAGCAGGACCUCAGCAAUUUUGGUAAAAAUCCAGUCAUUGAAGAGUUUGAACAGAAAGUCACAGAAUCCUUCAUCUGCUCCAUUUACACAUCUGCACAAGAAUUUCUGAACUCUGAUGAUGCCCGAUACUUUCUGUUUUGUCAACGAAAUUUGAAGAGUGAAGAACUCCCUCCCACAUCAGAAAGCCUUUCUCAUCACAUCAAGAGAGCAAAUUUUCAAGCAUGUGUUUGGAACAGAGCCUUACAUCCAUUUCAAAGCAUGCCCGCCUCAGCAGGAAAUGGUUGGAAAUUGGAAGAUGGAAAGCUAGUUCCUGUGUUGAUGACACAAAAUCCUGUCCUAGAAGGCAUAGUGGAAUUGACAACAUGCCCGCUGCACAACUUCCGAGUGCAAACAGAAUUGUUUCUGUAA
This is a messenger RNA of Paramuricea clavata, 603 nucleotides long. NCBI's taxonomy places the organism in Eukaryota, Metazoa, Cnidaria, Anthozoa, Malacalcyonacea, Plexauridae. The record is from the annotation of a GenBank genome assembly.